Aspergillus affinis is the source of this 1665-nucleotide messenger RNA. RefSeq lists its product as uncharacterized. Gene Ontology annotation, cellular component: membrane. Gene Ontology annotation, molecular function: amino acid transmembrane transporter activity. Gene Ontology annotation, biological process: amino acid transmembrane transport. The record is from RefSeq and is a predicted model, not a curated record. The coding region runs from base 1 to 1665 and encodes 554 amino acids. The transcript is spliced from 6 exons. NCBI's taxonomy places the organism in Eukaryota, Fungi, Ascomycota, Eurotiomycetes, Eurotiales, Aspergillaceae.
AUGAGUGUCUCGCCAAAAGCCCUUGAGGAGGCCAAGCCUGCACCCCAGGUGUCAGAGACCUACGACUAUGGGGAUACCAAGCCCAUAGAGCUGGGGACGCAGAAUGACGUUAAUACGGAGACCCAACGUGGUCUGUCAUCAAGACAGCUGCAGUUGAUUGCCAUGGGCGGUUGCAUCGGAACCGGUCUUUUUGUUGGAGCUGGAUCAACCCUUUCUCUGGUUGGACCUGCGCCGCUAUUCAUGAGUUAUGCCGUCAUGGCGCUGAUUGUCUGGCUGGUCAUGAAUGUUCUGGGUGAAAUGACCACCUAUUUACCCGUGAAGGGCAUCUCCGUCCCAUACCUGAUAGGUCGCUUCACGGAGCCUAGUAUUGGUUUUGCUGCGGGAUACAAUUACUGGUACUCCUUUGCCAUGCUGCUGGCAACAGAAGUGACGGCUGCCGGCCUGAUUAUCGAAUAUUGGACGACGUCCGUCAAUGUUGGAGUCUGGAUCACGAUCGUGCUAGUUGUGAUCCUGGUGCUUAAUAUCGUCGCUGUCUCAUGGUACGGUGAGGCCGAAUUUUGGUUUGCCACCCUCAAGAUCAUUGCCAUCAUCGGCCUGAUCAUCCUGGGCGUCGUAUUGUUCUUCGGAGGGGGUCCCAAGCACGACCGGUUAGGCUUUCGAUAUUGGCAGAACCCGGGAGCAUUCAACCCCUAUCUGGUCCCCGGGAACACCGGGCGCUUCCUCGGGUUCUGGACGGCUCUUAUCAAGUCGGGCUUCUCAUUCAUUUUCUCACCCGAGCUCAUCACCACCGCAGCUGGUGAAGUCGAAGCGCCGCGACGGAAUAUCCCCAAGGCUACCAAGCGGUUUAUUUAUCGUGUAUUCACGUUCUAUAUCUUGGGGAGCUUGGUGAUAGGAGUCACCGUGGCAUACAACGACCCGGGUCUUCUCUCGGGAGUCGCCAACGGGGGAUCUGGUGCCGGGGCCAGUCCAUUUGUGAUCGGAAUUCAGAACGCAGGUAUUGCCGGUUUGAACCAUGUGGUCAACGCCGCUAUUCUGGUUUCUGCAUGGUCCUCCGGUAAUGCCUGGUUGUUUGCCGGAUCGCGAACGUUAUACUCGCUGGCCUGCGGCGGGCACGCACCAAAGGUCUUUGCGCGAUGCAACCAAAAUGGCGUUCCAUACGUGGCCGUCAUCAGCACCUGGGCCAUCGGAUUGCUUUCUUAUCUGAAUCUCUCCAGUUCAGGAGCGAACGUGUUCUAUUGGUUCACCAACAUCACCACGGUAGGCGGAUUCAUCAACUGGGUAUUGAUCGCGAUUGCGUAUUUGCGAUUUCGCAAGGCCCUCAUUGCCCAUAAUCUGCUGGACACGCUGCCUUUCCGGACUAGGCUGCAGCCGUGGGGCUCCUAUUUCAUCAUUUUGGUUGUGAGCGUGUUGACCUUGACCAAUGGGUACGCCGUCUUCUUCCCCGGACAGUUCACCGCGGCGGACUUCCUGGUGUCGUAUCUGGUGAUCGCGAUAUUCGUGGCGUUGUACGUGGGUCAUAAGAUCUGGUAUCGCACUCCAUGGAUGACCAAGGCAUCGAAGAUUGACCUCUUCACGGGCAAAGAGGAGAUCGAUCGACUGUGCGAGGAUGACUUUGAGCGGCAGCCGCGGAAUUGGCUGGAGCGAGUCUGGUGGUGGAUUGCCUAG